GCGGAGGCGAGGUGGGGCUCGUUUCAUGGAGAGAAUCAGCAAAAAGCAAACCUGGAAAAGGCGAGGAGGGGUUGGCAUGGUCGACCACCUGUUCCUCGAGCAGAGUGCAGCGCCCGUUGAUUGGCUGAGAGCCCCCCCGGGUACCGGAAGUGGCCGAUGCCCGUCGCCGUUGACACCGAGACAACAGCUGCGGGCUCUGAGAGAGCGGGCGGAGCAGCGCCAGGAGCCCAAGCGGAGUGAGCGUGGGGCGGUACGGCCUGCGAUUUUGAGAUGGGCACUGAGAACAAGGUGAUUCCCAAGGAAGAAAUUUCUGAAGAAUAUGAACCACAUGGGGCGAUAUUAGAAAGACUUCCAAGGGUGGUUUACCAGAGUCAUACGUUUGGCACAGCAUGUGAAGAACACAUGUUGGAGGGACAUUCAAGAGAGUCCACAGAAGAAAUUGUGGAGCAGUUAUCUCCUCAGGAGAGAGACUUUGCAUCAGAGUUGAUUAUCUUCAAGAAAUCACCCUCAAGUGAGAAAGAUCAGGAGUAUAAUGGGAGUGAGAGAGGCUGCAGUCCCAGUCCAAAUCUGGUUACACAUCAGGGAGAUACUACAGUAGAGGGAGUUAGUACAUUUGUUACUUCUGAUCAGAAUUUCUUAGAUAAUGUAGAACCUAACAAAACACAGAAGAAUUCUGUGGGAGAAAAGCCUCAUACAUGUAAAGAAUGUGGGAAAGCCUUUAAUCAGAACUCCCAUCUUAUCCAGCAUAUGAGAGUUCACAGUGGAGAGAAACCCUUUGAAUGCAAAGAAUGUGGAAAGACAUUUGGAACUAACUCAAGCCUUAGAAGGCACCUGAGAAUUCAUGCUGGAGAAAAACCCUUUGCCUGUAAUGAAUGUGGAAAGGCUUUCAUUCAGAGUUCACAUCUCAUCCAUCAUCAUAGAAUUCAUACUGGAGAGAGACCAUAUAAAUGUGAAGAAUGCGGUAAAGCCUUCAGUCAGAAUUCAGCCCUUAUUCUACAUCAGAGAAUCCACACUGGAGAGAAACCAUAUGAAUGUAAUGAAUGUGGGAAGACUUUUAGGGUUAGCUCACAGCUUAUUCAGCAUCAGAGAAUUCAUACUGAGGAAAGGUAUCAUGAAUGCCAUGAGUGUGGUAAAGCCUUCAAGCAUAGCUCAGGCCUUAUUAGACACCAGAAAAUUCAUACCGGAGAGAAACCAUAUCUGUGUAACGAAUGUGGGAAAGGCUUUGGUCAGAGUUCUGAACUUAUCCGGCAUCAAAGAAUUCAUACAGGGGACAAGCCCUAUGAAUGUAACGAAUGUGGGAAAACUUUUGGUCAGAACUCAGAAAUUAUUAGACAUAUUAGAAUUCAUACUGGUGAGAAGCCCUAUGUAUGUAAGGAAUGUGGGAAGGCCUUCAGGGGCAACUCAGAACUUCUUAGACACGAGAGAAUUCACACGGGAGAGAAACCCUAUGAAUGCUUCGAGUGUGGAAAGGCUUUCAGACGGACCUCUCACCUUAUUGUCCAUCAGAGAAUUCAUACUGGAGAGAAACCCCAUCAGUGUAAUGAAUGUGCAAGAACCUUUUGGGAUAACUCUGAGCUGCUUCUUCAUCAGAAAAUCCAUAUUGGAGAGAAGCCUUAUGAAUGUAAUGAGUGUGAUAAAACAUUCAGCCAGCAUUCCCAACUUAUCAUACAUCAGAGAAUUCACACUGGAGAGAAGCCUUAUGAGUGCCAAGAAUGUCAGAAGACAUUUAGUCGGAGCUCUCACCUCCUCAGACAUCAAAGUGUUCACUGUAUGGAAUGAUCUGCAAAAUAGGAAAGCUUUCUGUAGAAAUGCUUCUGACUUAUUAAUUUGUUCACCAUCUGUACCCCAGGUUCUCAGAAUGAGAUCAUUUUGAAGAAUCUCCUCUGUCCUUCCACUGAUUUUGAUCUGAACAGUUGAAAAGGAUGAGGCACUUUUAUGAACUAUUCAUUGAGAGGUUUCAGUGUACUGAGUUUAAUCAUAAAAGCUGUUUCAGGCCUUAAUUCUCCUCUUCUCUCUCCCUCUUUCACUCCUUCUUCCCCAGUGGAGUAUACAACAUUAGUGGUCUGUACCAGCCAACUAGCCUAAAUUGUUACUUCUCAGGAAAAAUGAGGAAUAUGAUUCCAUCAUCUCCUAAGAAUGACAAAGUUGACUCACUGAAUGUUAUCCCCUGAAAUGUUAGAAAGUCAUGGCCUAGAAGACACAUCUCAUUCACCUGUUCACUUUUUAGGAUUAAGUAGUUUAGUAAGCUUUUAUUAGCCUCAAAACCUUCCAGCCAUGCUGUCAAGUUCCUUUAGAAGAGGUCAGCAUUAAUGAAGAAGCAGGAGUCUCGGGCCAUUUCACAUCUGCCAGGUUCCCUCAUUCAUUUGAAGAGGGCGCCAUUAUGGAGAAAGCUGACACGCAAUUUACAGGAUUGUAAGUGAGGCCCUUAAAAUUCAGAAGGACUUAUUGGAUAAGGCCAGGGGAAAAAUACAUGAGGCCAGACAACUCAG
Trichechus manatus latirostris (Florida manatee) is the source of this 2489-nucleotide messenger RNA. RefSeq names its product ZFP3 zinc finger protein (gene ZFP3). Gene Ontology annotation, molecular function: DNA-binding transcription factor activity, RNA polymerase II-specific; RNA polymerase II cis-regulatory region sequence-specific DNA binding. Gene Ontology annotation, biological process: regulation of transcription by RNA polymerase II. Lineage: Eukaryota; Metazoa; Chordata; Mammalia; Sirenia; Trichechidae. The record is from RefSeq and is a predicted model, not a curated record. The transcript has 2 exons. Bases 271 to 1779 code for a protein of 502 amino acids.